AUGGCGCCGACGACACCAUGCGUUGCGAUCCAAUUACGGCAGCUCAUAUAUUAUCACAUCGAUAAUAACCUCCUCAAGAACGCUCUGUUCUUCGCUGAGCGACUUUCCGCCCACGAUCAUCGAUCCUCUGAAUCUGCAUACCUCCUAGCACUUUGCCAUCUACGACUAGGCGACAACGCCUCAGCCUACGAAUAUAGCAAGUCGCCCGGGUUGAGAGGAGUUCAUCUAGGGUGUGCUUAUGUACUUGCACAGGCAUCCCUGGCGCUGCAAAGAUACAAGGAUGGAAUAGUUGCAUUGGAGAAGAGCAGAGGGCUUUGGGGAGGGAAGAAUAGCUUUGGUAAACAUACGCAAUCUACACGGCAACCGUACGCAGAUGCGGCAGCGGUUAGCUGCUUGCUGGGGAAGCUCUACUCCGGGUACGAUAACAAGCAAAAGGCCAUCAGCUGUUUCGAAGAGGCUCUCAAAUUGAACCCAUUCAUGUGGGAUGCAUUUACCAGUCUCUGCGAUAUGGGCACGAGUGUCCGUGUCCCGAACAUCUUCAAGAUGACCCCGGAAAUGGAAGCUGUGCUAAGAGUUAACACUCAAGACCAAGCGGAAUCCCAAGGGCCAACAAAGGACAAUACUCUCUCGUCCGUGGCGGACCACGAUCGAAACCGGCCGGGUGCGCGCCCGGUGUCGAUUGCGAGUGACCCAUCAGAUCCUUUUAAUAAUGCCCCAUCAAGAGGCUUCACAGGUGGCCUCUUUGGCACACAUGGUAUGUUACAGAAGCUGAAUGAGAGCAAUCCGAGCUUGACAAAUCUACCGGCAGCCGGUGGGGGAGGUAUUGGCCCAGAAGCAAUGGAAACGCCAACUGGUCCGAGUGCCUCAAUAGAUGUGACGGCCGCUCCCAGCCGGAGAGAUCCUGGAGUUGUAUCUGCCUACUCGUCCGAACCACCACAAGCUCCGAUACGGAAAACGCGCACUAUACAAGGGUUGGGAGUGGAUCUCAAUAUGGAUGCUCCAAAAAUGAGUCGGGGGCCCACGACAAAGCGUUCCCACAGGAGUGCAGAUCCCACCGAGGAGUCAGCGGCAACGCAAACCGUGCGGAACACGAACUUAAACGCCGCAGGAAAUGAGAGAAAGAGAACAAUCUCUGGGCAGGUGGUGCCCCGACAAACCUCGGAAGAUCCUGGGGCGCCACAAAGGAGAAGCGUUAGAUUAUUCAACCAAAUACGCCCAACGAGCAGCAAACCUUCGAGCAAUGCUCCAACGAUUGGUCCAGCACCUGGAAGGGAGUUGAAAAAGGCGAGACCACCCAUAUCAAGAAUCAUGCGUCCAAACUCGAGUACCUCUACCGUUGGCAGACAAGUUAGUGGUAACAGGAAACCAGUCGAAGAUACUAUGGAUCUUGAUCAAAAGGAGGCUACCCACCGAUCUUGGACCAAUACUGCUACUAGUAUACCCGUACAAAGAUCUUCGGAAACCGAUCCGGGCAAGCAGGAAGAAGGAUUGCGAUGGCUGCUAGACCUAUUCAAAAAGGUCGGUAGCGGCUAUUUUGCCCUUUCACAAUUCCACUGCCACGAAGCCUGGCAAAUUUACAGUUCCCUUCCACGCGCCCAACAGGAGACCCCUUGGGUGAUGGCACAAAUGGGCCGAGCACUCUACGAGCAAGCCGCAUAUGUAGAUGCAGAAAGAUAUUAUAAGCGGAUUCGUCAUAUAGCACCCACAAGAUUUGAAGAUAUGGAAAUCUAUUCGACAAUUCUGUGGCACUUGAAGCGCGAAACGGACCUUGCGUUCCUUGCCCACGAGCUUAUUGAUGGGUCAUGGCAGUCGCCUCAGGCGUGGUGCGUGUUGGGUAACUCCUGGUCACUUGCUCGAGACCACGAGCAAGCUCUCAAAUGCUUCAAACGUGCUACUCAACUCAACCCUAAAUUCGCAUAUGCUUUCACGCUCCAAGGGCAUGAGCAUGUUGCUAACGAAGAAUAUGACAAAGCAUUAAUAUCCUAUCGGCAAGGUAUGGCUGCCGACAAGCGGCAUUACAACGCCUGGUAUGGCGUGGGUCGCGUGUAUGAGAAGCUCGGAAACUACGACAAAGCAUUUGCCCACUUUUCAUCCGCGUCCGUGAUCAACCCAACAAACGCCGUACUAAUUUGCUGUAUCGGGACGGUCCUCGAGAAGCAGAAGCAGCCUCGUCAGGCUUUGGCCUACUUUUCGCAGGCAACCGAAUUGGCUCCCCGGUCAGCAUUAACGCGGUUCAAGAAGGCGCGGGCCCUGAUGGCGACAGGAGACUUGGAAGCGGCCCUGAAGGAAUUGAUGAUAUUGAAGGAUUUGGCACCGGACGAAGCCAUGGUCCACUUCUUGCUAGGAAGACUUUAUAAGAGUUUGAGGGAGAAGGGUGCUGCAGUGCGGCAUUUCACAAUCGCCCUGAAUCUGGAUCCUAAAGCAAGUCAAAAUAUCAAAGAGGCAAUCGAGAGCCUGGAAGAUGAUGAUGAGGAUGACGAAGUGAGCAUGAUGGCAUGA
Venustampulla echinocandica is the source of this 2499-nucleotide messenger RNA. RefSeq lists its product as uncharacterized. The coding region runs from base 1 to 2499 and encodes 832 amino acids. The transcript has 2 exons. Gene Ontology annotation, biological process: cell division. The record is from RefSeq and is a predicted model, not a curated record. NCBI's taxonomy places the organism in Eukaryota, Fungi, Ascomycota, Leotiomycetes, Helotiales, Pleuroascaceae. Gene Ontology annotation, molecular function: protein binding.